AUGAACACCGUCAAGUCUUUCUGGCUCGGUUGGGGCUCUCUCUGCGCCGCCGGAGGUGGUGCCUACUACUUCGCCAAGAAGCAGAUCAACGCCGAUCGUCAGGCCAAGAUGGAGGCCCAGCGCCAGAAGAUGCGCAACAUCGAGCAGCUCGAGUACUCGCAGGGACUGUCGUCCUCUGCGACCACGAACGGCAGCCCUGCCCGCACCGACAGCACCGGCUCGCCCAGCCAGGAAGCUAGCAACGAUCCCGCACCGACGAGACACGCCCCCGCGACCGAGUCGGAACGCGUUGGGGAGAAGAGUAAAUACGAGAGUAACACAGUAUACCGGAGUCCAAAGGGAGACCGGUUCUCGUAG
Molecule: messenger RNA, 357 nt
Organism: Ilyonectria robusta
Lineage: Eukaryota; Fungi; Ascomycota; Sordariomycetes; Hypocreales; Nectriaceae
Exons: 4
Coding region: 1-357 (118 amino acids)
Source: RefSeq, a predicted model, not a curated record